AUGACGGAUUGUACGAAAACCCUGAAAAUCGAAGCACAAGACGGUCCCAUGACUGUGGUAUUUGGCGAGGCAACAACUGAGCAACGGCCGCACUGUCAUCAGCUCGCCACCCACUUCCGCUUGCCACUUUCAGAAACAGAUUACCUAGCGAGGGAGGACUUCCUCGGACAACACCCGCUCACUCGUGGUUCGGGAUGUCGAUUAUGGUGCCUAGCAAGAGCCGACAACCCGAACGUGGUCGUUGCUACUUGCAAGACAAUCCGCAGAGAUCUAAUCAUCCGGGACAUCCACGCAACCUGCCAAGAUGUGGGAUACUGUGUUUCGUCCGUCGUCACUGACGCGCGAUAUCGUCGGCUGGGAUUGGCAUCGUGUCUCAUGAAAAACGUUGCUAAAUGGAUGGAUGGGCAGAGCAGCGGGGCCGCGAGUAUGUUAUACACGAGCAUUGGAAAGUUCUACGCCAGAAGAGGAUGGAGAAUGUUGCCAGCAUUUCAGUCCGUUCUGUCUAUCAGCCCCUCCGUCUCUACGGAAUGUGCCGGCUUCUUCCCGACCCGACCCUUGACGAAGAUUGAUAUUCCUAGACUGUGUUCGCAUGAUCUGGAGUGUCUCAAGACUGAAAUCAAAGAAAUUGAACUCCAGCCCACGGAGACACUCAUGUCUGUCCUACCUACCGCAGAUCUGGGCGCUAUCUGCGAGCAUGAAGACUCAUGGGUUUACUGGUUUCACGACUUUCGUAAGCAAAAAUUAGUUCUUCAGCGGGUCAGAGUUGGGAAAGCACAGGCGACUACAUUGUGCCUUGCCAGUCUUUUCCUUGCCGCUGUGAUCGAAGCCAGGACCUGGGGUUUGCCGAAUGUGGUUGUGUGGACUCCCGAUGCAGAAUCACUUCUUGCACUUGACCUCUUAGCCAAAAAGGGGUUUGAGGUCAUCAGUGAAGAACGCGAUGGUACAUCAAUACCAUCGGUGAGGUGGGCAGGCGGCGAUGAAAGCAUAAAAACCGUGUUCUGGCCGAAUGAGUUCUUUGCUUGGAGUUAG
Messenger RNA from Pseudomassariella vexata, 1029 nucleotides. RefSeq lists its product as uncharacterized. NCBI's taxonomy places the organism in Eukaryota, Fungi, Ascomycota, Sordariomycetes, Amphisphaeriales, Pseudomassariaceae. The transcript has 3 exons. The record is from RefSeq and is a predicted model, not a curated record. The coding region runs from base 1 to 1029 and encodes 342 amino acids.